Molecule: messenger RNA, 741 nt
Organism: Lithohypha guttulata
Lineage: Eukaryota; Fungi; Ascomycota; Eurotiomycetes; Chaetothyriales; Trichomeriaceae
Exons: 1
Coding region: 1-741 (246 amino acids)
Molecular function (GO): protein binding
Source: RefSeq, a predicted model, not a curated record
AUGGAUUCGAAGCCUACUAUGUUUGCUUCAGCGCUCGCCGGAAAGACUAUCGACUUUACCAAUACCUUCACAAUUGUCCUCGAAGACGCAGGGAAACGCUACGUUGUCUAUACCAACCCGUUCUGUACAGAAUCUCUUUUCUUCAAGCGGAGUCUCGAACAAGGCUUUGCUGAAGCGCAAACCAGGGAAGUAGUGGUCAGAGAAGAGCAGGAUGACGAAACUUUCCAGCAUUUGGUCAACUGGGUCUACGGUGGCACGUCAACGCUACGAGGCGGUUCAUCUUCUCCGCUAAUCAAGUCUGUCAAUCUCAAUGGAACGCAGCUGACAAAGCUCUACAUCCUUGCUGAUAAAUUUCUGAUGGGCAAUCUCAAGAAUGACAUUGUAGAUCGGUUCCGAUCUUUUCAGACAGGACAGAUCAUGGAUCUACAAGCACUAGAGAUGAUGCUACAAAGAGGGCCAGACUCCUGCCAGUUGAAACGACUUAUGAUAGAGUACAUUGCGUCGAAAUUCUACCACGAAGCCCGCAACUCCAGCGACUGGUGGACCACAAAAGACAAGGCAACAUUUCAAGCUCAACUGAAAACAAUAUUUGAGCGACAUCACGGCUUAGCAUUGCUUGUCCUGACGACGACAAUAAACGUCGACAAGCGUACUUUACAUGACCGGAGCAAAUGCGUGUAUCAUGAGCAUCCGAAAGGAUUUGAGAAGUGCAGCAAAAAGAAUUUAUGGGGUCCAUCGUAA